ACCAGUGUACCCUAAACAAAAAGUGCUUUUUACCAGCUACGGUAGCAAUAAAAUGCGUGUAGACGUGGACCAAUUUAUUAUUUAUUAAACGACAUACGUACGUACCUACAUACAUUCUAUUUUUAGUUCCACUUUAAUAAUAAGACGGAACAUUAGGCAACAACCAAGUUGUGACUAGGCUUAGGCCUAGUGCGCAUUGCGACUUUUCAGUCGCGGCGACUAAAAAAUCGCAGUGCGCGCUACCCCUUAUUCGAUACUUUCAUUGCGAUGCGUAUCAAGAAAUUAUCUUAGAGGGAAGUAUCUUGAAAAAUUAUUGUUUUAAGUACCCCAUAUUGUUUCCACUUUAAGUCGAUAAGAAAUAAGAAAUACCGUUCUACAAGAAAAUUGAAACAAAUUGUUUUCCUGAUAUCGACUGUUUUUAUUCGGUACACUCUAGAAAAUAAAUUACAUUUACGUAGUUUAUGUAACAGAACAGGGUCGCAGUCGUAGGGACUAAUAUAUAAAAGAAAAUUUAAAAAUCGAAAAAUAGAAAAAUACGUCUAGUGAAUAUUGUAAAUUAGCGGGCCAUUUUCGUCGUAAGAUGCAGUAAAGAGUUUAAGAGUUAAUAGAAUCGAUAAUUCGUAUUUAUUUUUUAUUUCGGCCCCUAUUCACGAGUUCCUAUUGAAUAUCUACAUACGUAGGUAUCAAAGUAAGGGAAAAAAAUUACCUAAUUUUGAACAAGGACUUGCAGAAAAAGGUGCCUAUAUAAAGAAACAAUGGGGUUUAUUGAAUUCAGUAACUCUUGUCAGGUGAGUGUUAGCGAUGAUUUUAUACAUUUCUAUCUUUUUUGCUCUCCAAAUGCCCCACACUAACCAACGCGACAUUAACAACAAAGUAAUGCAGCAUAGACCAAUGAUUGAACAAAUUUUAAAUAGUUUGGAAAACGUACUGAACUACACUAACACUAAUUAUCGAAAAUUAAAUGCUGACGCCGUUCUGGGAAUUUCGAUCGCCAAAGCCCACUUAGCUAAAAUACAAAUCCACUCGUCAAUUAUUUCGUUGUUAAAGGAAAAAACGGACAUAAUUUUGAAAAAAUCAGCGCCAAAAGUCCUAGACGAAGUUGACUGGUCGUUCAGAUUUUUACUAAAAUAUCUACUUGUAACUGAAACUUGGGAAAAAAAUGUGAUAUUUACUCAAAACACAGUACCAUUGACGAAACAGCAAAAUUCUCAAAAUCCAAACUGGAAAACUGUGAUCGAGUUUUCAGACAAUUUACUGAACAAAAACAGGGCAGAAAAACAAUGGAACGAUUGCGUAUAUUCAUUGCUAACCAAUUACUUGUUCUGGAAUGAUUGCAAGAUUAAUGAACAUUGCGAAAAAAAUUUUUUAUUAAACAAGAGCAUAAAUAACGGGUACGGUAUCCUUCACAGGUUAUUAUUCAUUCAAAUAACUCAAUCAAGAAAAUGUCCCGACAAAAACAAAUGGAAUGGGAAAAUUGUCGAGCUUUGUUCUACCAGCUUUUUGGAAGCUGAUCAGAACUCUAAGUACGGAUUCAUAGAUAUUCUAGACGACCUUUUUUUAGAACAAGUAUUACUCUGUGGACAAGAAGGUUUUACCGAAUUUUUCAACGACCGAUGGAUACAGCACGUUCUCAAAAUUCAAAAGGAAAAUGGCUGUUUUUCUUCAAAUCAAGACAGCACCAAUAUUGUAGUUCACAGAAAGAGGAGAAAUUCUAAUCAAAUAUCUAUUGAAUGUACCGACCAUACUACAGGAUUAGCAGCAGCCGUUCUAAGCUUGAUUCUUAGAUAUUUAUUGGUGUAAUACUAUUUCAAAACU
Molecule: messenger RNA, 1815 nt
Organism: Agrilus planipennis (emerald ash borer)
Lineage: Eukaryota; Metazoa; Arthropoda; Insecta; Coleoptera; Buprestidae
Product: UPF0764 protein C16orf89 homolog
Exons: 5
Coding region: 802-1800 (332 amino acids)
Cellular component (GO): cytosol; membrane
Source: RefSeq, a predicted model, not a curated record